UAUAGUUCAUACGACGAGCAUACCAGCAUUGCGUGGCCAACUGCCCGUGGUGAUCAUAUGUGGUCUUUUUUAAAUCGUACAUAAUGUCAUCUUUCCCUUAUUGUUCUAUUCAAAGUUGGUGUGCAACAGAUCUGCAGCGAAGGUGUACUGUGAAGUGCUGUCACGGACUGGUCUCGGGGACGACGGGGUCACGCUCCGCCUGCUGUUGGGCUGCUUGUAAACUUAGUAGUAGAUGGGGAUGGCAGGAGCUGAGGGGUGGCCCUGGUUUCGUGCCUGCCCCUCGUUCUGUGGAACGUAAACUAGGACUAACCUUCACUUUCAGUGCAUCCUUGACUGGGCUGUGGAAUGCGAAAUCGCCAAUUAAGCAUGUUCGCCAGGUCGAUGUGACAUAAUCUAUAUGACAAGGUACGCGAUGCUGGAGAUUUUCCACAGUUCAUGAACAUCUGAGCUGAUCAGCUGCACAUAUUAUCACUGUUCUCUUGAUGGUCUCUGCUGGAGCAGGUACCCUUGCAAGAGGAUAUAGGUCAGUCACGUCAUAAGGGUCAGAUCCGAGCUGAGACCAGCCGUAUCGAAUCA
Molecule: messenger RNA, 576 nt
Organism: Aspergillus welwitschiae
Lineage: Eukaryota; Fungi; Ascomycota; Eurotiomycetes; Eurotiales; Aspergillaceae
Exons: 1
Coding region: 84-392 (102 amino acids)
Source: RefSeq, a predicted model, not a curated record